UAUAUUUUGUCUUAAAAUUAUUUGUAAAAAAACACAAAAAAAACACAACAACAACAGUGUUCACACUUUGUAUUUUAUUUUCCCCAGACGGUGCACUACACACAACGAUCACCAUGAAACGUCUAAUAUCAAACGUGGUGGCUUGGUUCGUGAUUUAUAUUUGUCUGCGUAAUAUUGAUGAAUCACACGCUAACACUUAUCACGCGGAAGAAGAUAUGAAUGAAGUGAAACAUUGGUACACAAAAUCUGUCCAAAACGUGCAGUCGAAAAUAUCGUGUGCCAUUUCUUGCGCCAGAGACCCAGAUUCGUGCAAAGCCUGGUACUACAACAGACAAGAAGAAACCUGCCGCAUCCAAACUGACGAGACUGAAACACAUAAACUGAAAGAGAUUUCUUGUGGUCCGAAACCAUGGAAACAAUGGCGCUUGGUGAACCCAAUUUCUAGAGGUAACUGUAGAGUUCCGUUUGUAAACAAUGUGACGGCAGCUGCUGGACCCAUCACGAAGUAUGACGGAACUGUCGCGUGCAACCGUGACUUCUGCUUCUUUGAGCAGGCCCAGGCAGACCAAUGCAGACUAACUGGAAGGCAGAUGACCGAAUGUGGCAGCUGUAGGCAGAUUGAAUGGCGACGCAUGAACCAAGGGACGCUCUGUAAAUUUCCUGUGAGCAUUACCACUGGAUGGAAAUUGAUCUGGAAGGGGAAAAUGAAAUCACGGACUCCAAGUUUUACUCUUUCCUUGAAUGAAUGUAACUCCUGUCUGAAGAUUAUAAUAAAUGGUGAAACAACGACCUUCUUGUAUCAGAAACUUCGAAGGAGUUCUGAAUUCAAGGGCCAGUUGAACAGUUUUGAAAUCAAGAUUUCCGUCGGAUUGAAACACUUUCUGAUUACCGUGAGAGGCAAAACUAUGAAGAUGGAACACGAAAUGCAGUUUUCCCAGCUUUCUACACAAACAACGUAUGUGGCUAUCACGGGUUAUGCCUACACCGAGAGUCUUAAACUUGUAUACUAAAUUAUUACAGUUUGUAACCAUUGUAGUUAUGUAGUCAUCAAAAACUACAUAUUGGUAUUAGUCCCCUUCCGGUCCAACCGGAGGGGACUAUAAGUUUCAUCUACGUCCGUCCGUCUGUCUAUCCGUCUGUCUGUCCCACAUAUGUUUUCUGGAUGUUAUUUGCAGAACACUUUAAGAUAUUGAGCUGAAAUGUUGUGUGUGAUUUCAUCAUAUACUGUUACAGAUCAAGUUUGACUUGCAUGGCGAUUUACCCAUUUUUUUAUCUAAUUAUG
Gigantopelta aegis is the source of this 1282-nucleotide messenger RNA. RefSeq lists its product as uncharacterized. The transcript has 6 exons. Lineage: Eukaryota; Metazoa; Mollusca; Gastropoda; Neomphalida; Peltospiridae. The coding region runs from base 114 to 1010 and encodes 298 amino acids. The record is from RefSeq and is a predicted model, not a curated record.